Gryllus bimaculatus (two-spotted cricket) is the source of this 273-nucleotide messenger RNA. NCBI's taxonomy places the organism in Eukaryota, Metazoa, Arthropoda, Insecta, Orthoptera, Gryllidae. The record is from the annotation of a GenBank genome assembly.
AUGGUGGACGCGCGGGGACGAGAGGGUGGCGGUGAUGGUGGCGUCCCAGCGCGCAACCAAGGCAACUACUACGGCAAGCCCAUCGGCACCCUCACGGAGUUCGCGCACGGCAUCCGGGGCACGGCCUACGCAGUCGACGAGAGCACCAUCUUCAUCAAGGGCUUCUCCUACGACGGCACGGGGCCAGACGCCUUCUUUUGGGUGGGCAACACCCAGCGACCAUCCCCUGAAGGCUUCAUUGUUCCUUACCCUGAGGACUUUAAAGGACGGUAA